Klebsormidium nitens is the source of this 1053-nucleotide messenger RNA. NCBI's taxonomy places the organism in Eukaryota, Viridiplantae, Streptophyta, Klebsormidiophyceae, Klebsormidiales, Klebsormidiaceae. The record is from the annotation of a GenBank genome assembly.
AUGGUGAAAGCCGCAGUUAUACACCAACCGGGCCCCCCCAGCGUUCUCAAGUACGAGGACAUCAAGGAGAGGCACCCCCUGGGCGGAAGCGAGGUGCGCGUGCGGCAUGCAGCGAGUGGGGUCAACUUCGUGGACUGCUACAUUCGGCGCGGGGAGGGGGGGUACAAGCCGGAGAAGUACCCCCACAUUCUGGGCUUCGAGGGGGCGGGCCCCAUCACAGGCUUAGGCGAAGACGUGUCCAAGGAGGACUACGAAGUGGGCGACCACGUCACGUACCUGACCCGCGAGCAGGGCGCCUACUCGGAGGAGCGCAACGUGGGCACCGACCGGUGCAUCAACCUGAGCCGCUUCUACCCGAACACCGAGAUCAACGGCGUGGACGACGAAACGGCAGCCGCGGGGCUGCUCAAGGGGAUGACCGUCUACAUGCUGCUGUAUCACGCGGCGCUGCUGUCCGUCCAGGUACCCGGUGAAGGCGGGCCAGUGGGUCGUGGUCCAGGGGUCGUGGUCCACGCGGCCGCGGGCGGCGUCGGGUCGCUGCUCACCCAGUGGGCCAAGCGCCUGGGCGCGCACGUCAUCGUGACCGUCGGAUCCGACGAGAAGGCCGCGCGCGCGCGCGAGAACGGCUGCGACCACGUGAUCGUGUACACGCGCGAGGACGUCGCGGAGGGCGUCAAGCAGGCGACCAAGGGGCACAUGGCUGACGUCGUGUAUGACGCGGUGGGCAAGGCCACCGUCAAGGCGUCCCUCGAGAGCCUCCACGACAACGGACACCUGGUUCUUUUCGGUUCCGCUUCCGGCCCGCCCGACCCGGAAGACCUGCGGCAGGAGUACUUGAACCGCCGUCACAUUUCGGUGCAUCAGGCGGCCCUCUUCAACUACAUCAAAACACGCGAGGAGUACGUCGAGUUCGCGCAGGCGGCCUUGAAUGAGCUGGGCAGCGGCCGCGUUCGCAUCCCCGAGAUCACCCGGUUCCCGCUCGCGGAUGCGGCCGGGGCGCACGCGUACCUCGAGGGCCGCCACAACAAGGGCUCCGUCAUCCUGGUGCCGUGA